AGGAAAGGUAGCUAAGAAAAAGAGGAAAAACCAACCUAAAUAUACCUCCAAAAACUCAGUAUAUACUUUCACCUCUCUUAAUUUGUAGGCCUCAAAUCAUCUCACAUAAGUGUGUCAAUGGUUCCAGUUAGCAGUCGAAGUUCUAAGAAAGAAGUAAACAGAGGCUCCUGGACGGCAGAGGAGGACCAAAAACUUGCUCAAGUUAUAGAAAUCCACGGUCCGAGGCGUUGGAAGUCCAUUGCAACUAAAGCAGGUCUUAAGCGAUGUGGGAAGAGCUGCAGGUUACGAUGGAUGAACUAUCUUAGACCUAAUAUUAAGAGAGGCAAUAUUUCAGACCAAGAAGAAGACUUAAUUCUUAGGCUUCAUAAGCUUCUGGGAAACAGGUGGUCGUUGAUUGCCGGAAGACUACCUGGUCGAACAGAUAACGAGAUCAAGAACUACUGGAACUCUCAUUUGAGCAAAAAGAUGAAGCAAAACAGAGCAGUUUCAAAGACAGUGCAAGGGUCCACAGAGCAAAAGAAUAUCAAAGCAAUGGACGUGAAUGCUUUAACAAUUGAAAGACAAGACGCCUUCAAACAUGAGGAGAACUUCAACUUCGGUUUCAAUGGCGACGAAUUCUUCAACUGCUCGAGCAGCGAACAAGGGCCUCUGAAUUUGGAGUGGAUGAAUACAUUCCUUGAAAUGGAUGAGAGUUGGUUUACUUUGCAUGAAAUUUAAGCAAUGUUUUUAUUUUUAUUUAUUAUUUUAUUUGAGAAUUGUUAUUAGUACUCCAAAAAUCUCAUUCUACACUCCAAAUUUUCUAUAUUUGGAAACAAAAAUACACUUGUGAGGAGUGUAGAAUGAGAUUUUUGGAGUGCCAGUAAUACUUUCCUUUUAUUUUUUGUGUUCAUGAUAGUUGUUAGGGAUGCAUUUGUGAGGCCCUUUUUGCUAAUUUUAGGAAAAUCCCACUUCAUGUUUGAUCCUUUUGUAUGUAUUUUCAAUUGAGGUUUAUUUUCCUUGAAUUAACAAAUCA
This is a messenger RNA of Pyrus x bretschneideri (Chinese white pear), 1012 nucleotides long. RefSeq names its product transcription factor MYB114-like. Gene Ontology annotation, biological process: cell differentiation. The transcript is spliced from 3 exons. Bases 118 to 717 code for a protein of 199 amino acids. Lineage: Eukaryota; Viridiplantae; Streptophyta; Magnoliopsida; Rosales; Rosaceae. The record is from RefSeq and is a predicted model, not a curated record. Gene Ontology annotation, cellular component: nucleus. Gene Ontology annotation, molecular function: transcription cis-regulatory region binding.